AUGUCUACGUAUCCUGGAUGCUCAUUUGAACUAACUAUCUUAGGAAGCUGUGGGGGCCCCCUAAACAAUCAUACACAGAGUUUCUUGAUGAAACGCGCAGGAUCGAGUGAAUCAGGAUAUAUUUGCAUUGAUGCGGGGUCCGGACUAGCUGAGAUCGCAGAUAUGAUCUACGCACAGGAAUACGGUAACACGUUCUUAGUCAAGAGUCUAUACAAAUCUAGUGCCGAAGACGUUUCACGAUUUCUUGCACAAGGGGUACGGUGUACCAUUGGGUUUGGUACACCAAGUGAAGUGUUCCUGAAGAAAAGCGCAGAGGCCCACAGCAGCAUUAUGAGGACCGCUUGUGAAAUAUUCUCCGAAGUUAGGGAAUAUUAUAUCACACAUCCGCACCUCGAUCAUAUGAUGGGUCUAAUACUCAAUGCCCCAUUAAUUUACACCAAACUGGGAUCCUAUAAGAACGUUUAUGGCACAGAACAUACCAUACAAGCGAUAAAAGAACAUAUAUUCAAUGAUAAGAUUUGGCCCGAUUUCACCACAGACAACACGAUCAGAUUAGAAGCACUAGAACCUUCGAUUCGCAGGAAUACCUAUUCAAUACAGGGCAUUGAUUGCAUACCGUUUACGUUGAAUCAUGGUCAAACAAUAGAUACCAAAGAACCUGUACUGAGCACAGCGUUUCUAUUCCAUGAGCACCAAACUGAUGGACAUGUUCUGAUUUGUGGUGACACUGAAUCAGAUCUUGUCUCCAAGACAGACUCUUUACUCAACAUAUGGACAUAUCUAGCAGAGAAUGUACCCAUUAAUAACUUGAAGGCCAUCGUACUUGAGUGUUCUAACACAGACGAAGUGGAUACAAGCAAAUUAUACGGGCACUUGUGUCCUCAGCAUAUUAUAUGGGAAUUGAAAAGGCUAAUAGAGGUAUACGAUGUGAAGCCAGAGAAUUUUAGCUUGCAUGUGAUUCUAACACAUGUGAAGGAUAUCGAUUCAGAAGAGGAUCCCAAAAUCACUGUGUUGAAACAGGUAAAUAAAAGGUGCAAACAGCAAGGAUUAGACAAAUAUAAUAUCAGUUUUUCCAUGGCGAUCCAAGGUUUUACAAUGAUUCUUUGA
Messenger RNA from Kluyveromyces lactis, 1107 nucleotides. It is a transcript of the gene PDE1, whose product is annotated as 3',5'-cyclic-nucleotide phosphodiesterase PDE1. Bases 1 to 1107 code for a protein of 368 amino acids. Gene Ontology annotation, molecular function: 3',5'-cyclic-GMP phosphodiesterase activity; 3',5'-cyclic-AMP phosphodiesterase activity. The transcript has a single exon. Gene Ontology annotation, biological process: cGMP catabolic process; cAMP catabolic process; negative regulation of glucose mediated signaling pathway. The record is from RefSeq and is a predicted model, not a curated record. Lineage: Eukaryota; Fungi; Ascomycota; Saccharomycetes; Saccharomycetales; Saccharomycetaceae.